CAGUAAAUGUGCUAUAAAACUUGCUAGUAAUCCAUCGGAAGCGGUAAUCGAUACCCUGCUGUGAGCAGUGCUUCUUCAUGACACGUUGCCGUUGCUAUAUGGCGUGAUGUACAAGCAAACAGUGGCAAUGCUUAAAUCCAAAAUGUGUAUACCCUGUCACCGGAUAAUAUAAUUGCACAAUCAAGCCCGAGUAUCGCACGAUCUGUAAACCAUAUAGCGCCUGAUGUGGAUAUAUCUUCUUUCACUACAUACCUAGAAAUGGCAGCUCCAACAGAUCAGGCUAAUAUGGAAGAACAGCAAGAAAGUUAUCAGACACCGAAUGACGUCGAAGAGGAAACUAACGACAAUCCAAAGGAAUCCAGUGCUACAUGUGACGUGGAAGUAUCUGUAGAUGAAGCUAAUACCGAGGCUUCGUCCAUCCCGCAGCCAUCGCCUAAGGCAAUGAAACAACCCGUACAAUACAUUACCCUGUCCCAAAUUAAAAGUAACAUGACCAAAAUCAAUAUAUAUAUAGUGGCUGUAGAAAUGAUACGCGCUAUGUAUAGAGACUACUGCCAACAACGGGAUAUCAUCAACUAUAGAGCCAUCGACCCAACCGUCGAAUCUAGCAACAGUAAUGGAAUCAGAGACUACUCGAUACAAAUUACAUCACCCUAUACAUCACAGGGAUAUCAUGUAAACUUCGGCGAUGUCGUACGGAUGAAACGUGUAGAUGCCCAGUUGGUAGUGGAUAAAACUGGAGGACGACAUGUAAACAUUAUACUCAGUUCUAAAAAUCACCCAUCGAUGAGGAUAUGGCCAAAUAAACUAUACAUGAAUAAGCAGCAACCACCCGAAAGCCAAGAUGGUACGUCUAACGCUCAGGAGAAGCCGUCUGAAUGUCCUGAUAACGAAGAUGCCCUGAAAAAACUAGCAGACGAAGCUUUAGUCGUGUAUGGCGGUACAAAGACUAAUGUGAACGAUGAAGAUUUAUCCACGGUGUCCUCGCUGCGUGAGUGGGUACGAGACAAACUUAAAGUAGAUGAUUUGGCGAUCAAUCGGGAUUUUAUAAAGCUCAUUGCCGAUGCAGGUGAAAGUAUUGGCGAUCUAGUGGUAUGUGUAUUAGAAGUAGCCCCGGAAAAGGAAGUUGAUCUUGUAGUCAGUGACGCCUCAUCUAUGGCUGUCGUAAUUGGACUUAGUGACAUGGUCAUAACAAAUCUUGUAAAAUCGCAUAACGGCAUACAAAAGGGGGAAUGGAUUAAACUAAGAUCGGUAAUACGCAUACGUGAACAAUAUAAACGUGCUAACGGGAGCAACUAUGCCACCAUCAAGGCGUCGAAUUAUUCGUGCGUCACCAGGCUACCCCAAUUAUCGCUACCAUACGUUAAGCCAAUAAAACCUACAUCACCAAGGUCCAAGCGAAAUCGUAAAGCAAAUCGAAUGAAAAUGUGGAAUGAAGCCUCAAGAUUAAACAAGGCAUUCCCGAGGAAGCUCCACAAAUCUACAGGAUACCUAGAUCGAUUACUGCAGUUCAAUUGUGUAGAGGAGGGUGGCUUUACGAAGGCCACGCCUACAGUGGAUAGUGAAACAGAAGAAGGUGAAAUAACGUAAUUCCCA
This is a messenger RNA of Babesia bovis T2Bo, 1596 nucleotides long. RefSeq lists its product as uncharacterized. Bases 259 to 1590 code for a protein of 443 amino acids. The record is from RefSeq and is a predicted model, not a curated record. The transcript has 3 exons. Lineage: Eukaryota; Apicomplexa; Aconoidasida; Piroplasmida; Babesiidae.